Molecule: messenger RNA, 1929 nt
Organism: Aspergillus brunneoviolaceus CBS 621.78
Lineage: Eukaryota; Fungi; Ascomycota; Eurotiomycetes; Eurotiales; Aspergillaceae
Exons: 6
Coding region: 1-1929 (642 amino acids)
Molecular function (GO): protein binding
Source: RefSeq, a predicted model, not a curated record
AUGAACACCUCAACAGCGCUGUUCAACAACUCCACAAACGCGGGGCUCCAGCUUGGCCAGAACAACGGCAGUGUUGAGUUCCACAAUCAUCACGCGUGUCUACGCGAUCUUCGGAUAAGCAAUCCUCGGGACGACAAGACCAGGAUCGAGGAGUUGAAAGGAGGAAUACUCAAGGAUUCAUACUCAUGGGUCCUACAAAACAAUGAAUUCCUGAGGUGGAGAGAUAAUGGCGGGCCCGAUCGAGAUGCCAACGACCGAAUGCUGUGGAUCCGCGCUGACCCCGGAAAAGGAAAGACCAUGCUCCUUUGUGGCAUCAUUGACGAAUUGACAAAGGACGAUGCUCGCCUGAACGAUGCAACGUCCGUCUUGCGGGGCUUGAUCUUUCUACUUGUGGAUCAGCGGCCGAGUCUGCUCUCCUAUAUCCGGCCGCGCUAUGACGUGGAAGGGAAAACGCUCUUCGAAGAUACCAAUGCUUGGUACGCUCUAUCGAAAAUGUUUCUCGAAAUGUUGGAGGACCCAGAGUUAGAGACCACGUUGUUGAUCAUCGAUGCUUUGGACGAGUGCAGCACCGGCCUGCCAUUGCUGCUUGAGCUGGUGAAACGGUCAACGGGAAAUCCUCGGGUCAAGUGGAUUGUCUCGAGUCGGAACUGGCUUGAUAUUGAGAAGCAGUUGACGGCUACAUAUUGCUCUACUUUGUCUCUCGAGCUGAACGAGAAUUCUGUCGCUGCCGCUGUGAAGACCUAUAUUCGGAUCAAGGUGGACUUCCUCACCGCGCUGAAUGGAUACGACGAGAACACCAAAGACUUCAUCCGAGAAUAUUUGACGUCAAACUCCAAUGAUACAUUUCUAUGGGUUGCCUUGGUCUGUGAGCGACUUGCCAGUACGUCGGCAUGCGAAGUGGAAAAUAUUCUUACCUCCUUUCCGGCGAGUCUCGAAGAUCUCUACAAGCGCAUGAUGCGCGAUAUUGAAAUUUCAGAAAGUAGACAGCUGUGCCGAGUGAUUCUCGCCACCGUCUGUACCGCAUACCGGCCUCUGGAAGUUGAAGAGCUACCAAUUAUCAAGCUCUGUGGCUCAUUCUUAUCUAUUCGCGAAGACACCAUUUACUUUGUCCAUCAGUCUGCGAAGGAUUUCUUGCUGACGUCCAAACUCAUAAUCCCAGCCGGUCAUGAGAUGGAACACAGUAGGAUGUUGUCUCAGUCUAUCAAGAUGAUGAACCAGACACUUCGACGUAACAUAUACAACAUUCAGAAUCCCGGGUGUCGAGUCGAGAACAUCUGUCGUCCUACACCUGACCCCUUGACACAAGCACGUUACUGUUGCACAUAUUGGAUUGAUCAUUUAUUAAAAGCAGAUCCUAGGAACACGGUGGACCUGUCUACAGAUGGCCCGAUUCAGCUCUUUCUGGAACUGAAACUAUUUUACUGGCUCGAGGCUCUUAGCAUUCUCGGGCAGUUUACUGGAGGCAUUGGAGCUAUCCUCAUACUUGAUAGCUUUCUGCAGAAAGCAAAGUGCGCGAAUAAAUUGUCAAACCUUGUGAAUGACAUUUCCCGAUACAUGCGCGAGUUCAAGGUCCCGAUUGAAACCAGCCCGCUCCAGGUCUAUAGUUCAGCACUCAUUUGGACCCCUAAUCGGAGUCUGGUCAAAGCUCUUUACCAGCACGAAACACCCACGUGGAUUACCAAUAUCCCCAUGGUCGAGGAGAAUUGGAGUCGUUGUAUUCAUACCAUCGAGGGCAACGGCGAAAGGUUUACAGAUAUCGGCUGGUCACAGGACGGUGACCGGCUGCUAUGUAUGGCAACAGACCUUACUGUGAGCAGCUGGGAUCCCGGAACUGGACAAUAUAUUUCGAGCAUCAAGCUGGAGAGACUUCCUAGCCGGCCGCGUCGCUUCGGUCUUUGGGGAUGGUUGCACCAAGAUUCGUAUUUGUGA